UCUGCUGGCUCCCGAGAUCGAGAACGCGCUCUGAGUCGCUUCCCCAGCAUGUGUUUACUCCUAAAAGUUCCUGUCACUGUACUAGCAGGAAUAUGUCUACUGUAACGCCUCCUGUAAAUGGCCGGCAUGUUUCUCAUCGACGUGAGUUAGAAGAGCUACCAACGGAAAACCGGAGAAGACAGCAUAUUCCUCCGCCUGUCCAGGGUGGAAGGCAGGCACCACUACACAGCCAGCGGCACCGGACUGAUGUCAGCCAGAACCGCCCUCGAACUGAUCCCAGUGCAACCUGGUCCCGCACGAAUGAUCCCAGUACCAGAGAGCCUCUGUUGGACGACUGUGAGCGAAUGGGGACUCUGUUUGGUUCGCUCAACAAGUGUCUGCGGGGAAUGGGCUUCAGCCAGAUGUACUUUGGGGACAAAAUAGUGGAGCCGGUCGUGAUCAUCUUCUUCUGGCUGCUGCUCUGGUUCCUGGGCAUCCAGGCCUUAGGACUGGUGGGAACUCUGUGUAUUAUCAUCAUCUACAUCCAGAAAUAAUGUUGAUGAUUUGAGUGGUGCUUGCUGAAACUCUGGAGAGGCCUGUACUUAUCCACUCUUGGUGAUUUACGAUGCUUUAUGAUUCUGCAAGUGAUUGUUCAUCUGGAGCCUUCACUUGCUUUCCACAGUUGAUGCAAAUAAUGGAGACUGCAAAAAACAGCACAGAGCCAGAUUAAUGGAUUUGAUCAUCUUGCAGUAUUUACUACAGAGGAGGCUGCAUCAGUUUGGGGUAUUUUUGUGGCUGGUUUGAUUGCAUGCACGUUUAUGUUCAUGUACAUUUUUGGGAGAAAUAUUAAAUGAAUCCCACAAAGAUGAUUCACUAAUGUUUGCAGUGCACAGUUCACUGUGACUUGUGUUGAGUAUAAUACUAAAAGUGUCUCAUUUUGGGCCAGAUGUGGUUGUGAUUGCAUGUCUUUAUUUGGACAGAGAAGGGCUGAUUUAUCGAGUGCAUGAGUGAUGUAGAGGCCUUCAUGCUGUGAGCACAGUAGCUGAGCUCUGUCUCAUCGUGCUUCACUGAGUGCUCAUUCUGCAUCCACAUGUUUCUGCAUCAGGACAGAGGAGGAGAAUCCCGAUGCAUGGAAGUUACAGUGACCUGAUGGGCUUCCGGUGUUUCAAAGAUCAUUCCACAACGACACAAUCUGUUGUGUGUUUUCUCAGUCUGCGCAAAUAUGGCAACUGUUUUCUUUCUUUCUGAUUUUACAGUUGUUAUGAAGCAAAUUGAAGUGUAAUUUCCAAUGUGACAAUAGUGAGACUCGGAGCUGCACGAUGUCACGAUGUGAGUUCACAUAUGGAGUGUGACGAUAUGGAAUUUUGACUUUGAUGCAUACCUGCACCCUCACACAGCCUGCUGAAAAAAAACAGUGUUUUGCAUAUUUAAGAGUAAUAGUAACAUGAACAGCUUAGCUGUUACGCUCAGAUUUCAGGUUUAUAUGGUGGAAUUGUAAUAACAGCGCCCUCCUCUGGUUGAAUCCUGCACUACACCUGGCCUGUCAGAUUUAUGCAGAGAAUCGCUGUCAGCCUGCAUGACCACACAGUGCAUUGUCCGUUCUAACAGAAUUUGCCUUGAUAUCAUUUAUCUAAAUUACCAUCGAACUUUGAACUCCCAUCAGCGCAUUUGAAGAAUUAAUCGGUCGUGCUAAUAGUAAACACAGUCCGUAAUCUCUUAUUACAGUGUCAUUGCCAGAAACACCUUUAGUCUCCUUUGCAAUGAUUCUGCAGGAUUUUAUUAGAUGGUUAAAAUUAUUUGAAUAGAUUUAAAGUGAAUAUCAUUAAUGGAGUGCUAUCAUCCAGCCACACCCACAUAGUAUGACAUGCAUGCUGCUGGGAAAAGGAGAGAAAAGAGGAGACACUGAAAAGUUUAUUUCCCACCUCCAGGAUGACAAGAAGAGAACACACAGUUCACCACAAUAUAAUCAGUUUACUUAAGAGUGAGGUUAUCUAACUGAGCAGGUAAUGAUUUGAGUGGUUCUGGAGUUUUUUUCUUUGACUUGAAAGUGGUUCAUGUAAAGUGGAAAAAUUAAGCUAGCACGAUACACUGGCUAACUUUGAGGACUAUAAUUCCUGCGCCAUGCAGCUGAUCAGAGCCACUGCAUGGUCUCUCUGUGGGCAGUCAGUAUUUCACCUCAGUCUUCCACUUUGUGUUUGCUAGUGUGGUAGAGUCGCUGUGAACAUCAGGCCAGGAUGUUAGAAGUUCCUAAACUAGAACAAAUAAUUUACUGCCAUUCGAAAUGCGAUAAUGAAGAUAUCGUUAUUUUGUUAAACACAAGUGUGUGACAGCUUGUUCAGCUGAAAUCCUAACACGAUUGCCCCAGGCUCAAGAGUUGGGAGUUCGCCUUGUAAUCGGAAGGUUGCCGGUUCGAGCCCUGGCUUGGACAGUCUCGGUCGUUGUGUCCUUGGGCAAGACACUUCACCCGUUGCCUACUGGUGGUGGUCAGAGGGCCCGGUGGCGCCAGUGUCCGGCAGCCUCGCCUCUGUCAGUGCGCCCCAGGGUGGCUGUGGCUACAAUGUAGCUGCCAUCACGUGUGUGUGAAUGGGUGGAUGACUGGAUGUGUAAAGCACUUUGGGGUCCUUAGGGACUAGUAAAGUGCUAUACAAAUACAGGCCAUUUACCAUUUAACAUCACACACUUUAAUGUGUGCUGUGCAAACUAAUCUGUGAUCUCUCGGGUUUCCAAAGAGAAGUACUGAAAGUAGCCAAAAGCUGAAUGCUUAAAACAGCAAAUGCUGAUGUGAGUAAACCCUGGACUCACCUUUGUUCUUGUCUCAGGUUAUUUAAGUAUAUUUGUGUUCAGACGUGCAGGUGUCUACAUUAACUACACUCUAAUCAUGGGGAAUGCAUAAUCACAGAUGGUAAACUACUGAUUUCCAAUGGCCAAGCUACAUUUGUCCCUCCUUUAAGAUGCUGCAAUCAGCUAUUAUCAAAAUAAAUUAUUUUUCAUAUGGCAUUUUGACUGACAAGGAAACAUGUCAUCUAAUGAUAUU
Molecule: messenger RNA, 3013 nt
Organism: Pelmatolapia mariae (spotted tilapia)
Lineage: Eukaryota; Metazoa; Chordata; Actinopteri; Cichliformes; Cichlidae
Gene: fam241a
Product: family with sequence similarity 241 member A
Exons: 2
Coding region: 93-533 (146 amino acids)
Cellular component (GO): intracellular membrane-bounded organelle
Source: RefSeq, a predicted model, not a curated record